AUGACGACGUCCAUCGCCGUGCGACACACCCCACACGCGUCGCCGCCACUCGCUCAACGGCGUGCCGUAUCCCGGCCGACGCGUGUCGUCGCUCUCUUUUCUAGGCGAGAACUAGCCAUCCGAUGCCGCCACCAAUCGCAGCAAAGCGUUUCAUUGCGACGACCGGGUCCCGCGUCUAGGCGGUCCGUGCGGGCAGCGGCGGCGGCGGCGGAGGGGAAGGAUGGGGAGGCGCAGCUGUCGGCGGAGGAGGCGGAGGAGGCGCAGGACCUGAGGGACAUUCAGGACAUCGUCGAGACCAUCGAGUUGCUCAAGGAGCGUCGCGACAUGACGGUGCAGGAGAUCCGGCUGGUGCUGAUGAUCGAGGACCCGCGCGAGGCGGAGCGGCGGCGGCAGAUGGGCAUCGAGAACGAGAGCGGGUGCUCGCGCGACGAGAUUGCUGAUGCCUUCCGCGAGGUGUGUGAGGACCGCGUACCCGCAGACCGCAUGGUGCUGCGCAAGCUGGCACAGGACAUGCGCGACUGGCCGCGCCUACGGGAGGAGCCAGGCGUGGAGGAGGAGGCAGAGGGACCCGGAGGGCAGCGCAAGUCGCGCCCUGCCAUCAUGUGCGGGAAGCCAAGCUCAUGA
Messenger RNA from Closterium sp. NIES-65, 624 nucleotides. The record is from the annotation of a GenBank genome assembly. Lineage: Eukaryota; Viridiplantae; Streptophyta; Zygnematophyceae; Desmidiales; Closteriaceae.